This is a messenger RNA of Uloborus diversus, 2364 nucleotides long. RefSeq names its product serine palmitoyltransferase 2-like. The coding region runs from base 1 to 2364 and encodes 787 amino acids. The transcript is spliced from 13 exons. Lineage: Eukaryota; Metazoa; Arthropoda; Arachnida; Araneae; Uloboridae. The record is from RefSeq and is a predicted model, not a curated record. Gene Ontology annotation, cellular component: serine palmitoyltransferase complex. Gene Ontology annotation, biological process: ceramide biosynthetic process; sphingosine biosynthetic process. Gene Ontology annotation, molecular function: pyridoxal phosphate binding; serine C-palmitoyltransferase activity.
AUGGAGAUGACGGACUGUGUGGGAAAAAGUGAUUUUUCAGUACGCAAAGCCACUCUCGUCGGUGAACCAUUUAGGAGGUGGAAGGAUGCAGUUGAAAAAUUCGAAGACCAUUGCAAAAGAGAAUAUCACAGAGCUGCUGUGGUCUCUGCGGACAACUUUCAGAAAGUGGUAUCGAGAGAGAUUGAUGAUGUUGCUAAUCUUUUAAAUGCUAAAAGAAAAAAAGCCCAAAUAGAGAACAGAUUGGCUAUAAAGCCAAUCAUUGAAACCAUUAUAUUUUGCGGCGAAAACGAAUUGCCUUUGCGUGGUGACGAUGAUAGUGGUAUUCUAUCUCUGGAUAAGCCGCCAAAAAAAGAUGGGAAAUUUCGAGCUAUGCUCAGAUAUCGAGCAGGUGUGGAUGACACCUUAAAAAAACACAUCUUAAAUGCGCCUAAAAAUGCCACAUACUUCAGCCCCGAAAUUCAAAAUGAAAUCAUACUUAUUUGCGGGCAACUAAUUCAAACUCAAAUAGCUAAAAGAGUUAACUCCGCCGAGUGUUUUUCUCUAAUUGGAGAUGAAACUCUUGAUAAGUCGGGAAAAGAACAAUUCUCGUUAUGUCUCAGGUAUGUCACAAAUGAGGAUCAUCCAUCACUGAGGGAAGAUUUCGUAACUUUUUUUAAUUUGACAGAUCUGUCGGCAGAGAUGGUCGCUCAAAACAUUUUUGAAACAUGCGAUAAACUAGGAAUCGACAUGAACAAGUUAAUCGGACAAGGCUACGAUGGCGCCUCUACGAUGAGUGGAUGUAGAGCUGGUGUACAAACUCGCAUCCGCGAUAUACCUCAACCACAGAAGAAAGCAAGGGAAGAAUACGAAGCUUCUUUGUCAAUAAAGAAACCACUCCCACAAAAGGAAAUAGGGGAAGAAUACGAAGCUUCCUCUUUCUUAAUAAAGCUGACGGUUUACUUUUCGUAUUUUGUCCUCCUGGUAUUUGGCCAUUUGCGAGACUUUUUGCGGAGACUGGGACUGGAAAAAAAUUGCAUUGUUCGGGAGAGAAAUAGAGAGGGUUACGUUCCGCUGUACCAGAGCUUCGAGAGCUUUUUCACCCGCAAUAUAUACAGAAGGUUAUGUCACGUGAUCAACAACACCAUCUGCAGCACGCCCGGGGCUACUGUGGUGGUGAAAGAGAGAGUAUCCCACGACUUCAACUACACCUUUGAAUUCACCGGAAAUGAAAGCGAAUGCAUCAAUUUGGCGUCUUUCAACUACCUGGGAAUGGCAGACAACAACGGAAAGUGCGCCGACGCCGUUGCAAAAUGCUUGAACGAAAAUGGCGUUGGAAUAUGCAGCACGCGGCACGAACUCGGUACACUGGAGAUCCACCAAGAGCUAGAGAAGCUCACUGCCGAGUUCCUGGGCGUGGAAGACAGCAUCAUCGUGGGCAUGGGAUUCGCGACCAACACCACGUCCAUUCCCUCCAUCAUCUCCAAGGGAAGCCUGAUCUUAAGCGACAAACGCAACCACGCCUCGAUCGCCUUUGGUUGUCGGCUGUCCGGAGCAAAAGUCACGGUUUUCAAACAUAAUGACAUGAAGGACUUGGAGAGAGAAAUUAGAGCAGCAAUUGUAUACGGGCAGCCGAAAACACAUAGACCAUGGAAAAAGAUUAUUCUUUUAGUAGAAGGAUUAUACAGCAUGGAAGGCACCAUAGUGAACCUCCCAGGGCUGCUGGCCCUGAAGAAGAAAUACAAGUGCUACCUGUACAUAGACGAGGCGCACUGCAUAGGCGCCAUCGGCCCUAGGGGGCGCGGUGUGACGGACUACUACGGCUGCGACCCGAAAGACGUGGAUCUCCUCAUGGGGACCUUCAGCAAGAACUUUGCAGGAUACGGGGGCUACAUCGCCGGUUGCAAGAAAGUGAUUCAGCAUCUGCGAAGAAACAGCCACAGCUUCAUGUAUGCGAACAGCAUGUCCUCCCCCGUGGCUCAACAGAUCCUAACAUCCAUGAAAAUACUCAUGGGGAAAGACGGGACUGAUGAAGGUGCCAAGAGAAUCCGGCAGCUUAGGCGGAACACGCAUUACUUCCGCAAGAAGCUGAAGCAGAAGGGGUUCCUCAUCUACGGCAACGAAGACUCUCCGGUCGUUCCCCUCAUGCUGUAUUUCCUGCCCAAAGUGCCGGAGUUCGUGACUCAGCUUUGGAAGGCGAAUGUGGCAGCCGUAGGCGUCGGAUUUCCAGCGACCCCUCUGCUCACGGCCAGGGCUCGAUUUUGCAUCUCUGCGGCUCACACGAAGGACAUGUUGGACAAGGUCAUUGAUGCAGUAGAAAGCGCUGGACGCCUUAUGAUGGUGGAUUACUCUAAGAAACGCAAGUCGCAAGAAGAAAUAAUCUACUGA